UCCUAACCUCAAUAGUCCUUAAUUUUAAUGUUUGAUAUCUUGGCUCGUGAAGUAGAACGACAUUUUUUUGUCAGAUUCUUCCUUUCGUGCAAAAACGCGUCGAAUGAGUCAAAUUUUGUAAAAAAUCGAUCCGAUAAAUCAAUUGGCAAAUUGUUCAAAUGCGAUUGGUCAAUUAUCUCUUUGUUCGAAAUUUGGACCAAUUUCUAGCAUCGUGUUGCUGCGUUGCAUUGUGUACGCAAGGCUUUAGAGAGGAUGAUACAUGUACAAUGUAUUACUAAGUUUAAAAUUUAUUGAAUCUUCCCGAUAAUUAAGGAGAAUUAAAAUCAUUAAAGAUACGAGUAAUAUAGAUCCAAAACUGUAUGAAAUAAAUUUCAAAUUAUGGCUUCUUCAAUAAACACAAGCAAUUGUUUUAUAUCUGAUGAAUCUACAAACGAAACUUAUGUAAAGGAUUACACAGAAGCAGAAGCUGAAGAAUAUUUAAAGUACAUGAACAGUAAAGAUGAGGGAAAAAAGAAAUCUAUGUUAAAUACGUCAUUCCAACAAUUAAAAGACAGUCUGCAAAAACUCUACGUGGAUGAUCUGGCUAAAGUCUAUCGAGAUUGCAGUUUUACUUAUGAACCAAAAUUUAAUAAUCUACCUAUUUUGUCCUUGAAAGAUAAGAUAUUGUCAAUAAUUGAGACGAAUUCUGUAGUCAUUAUUCAAGGACCAACUGGCUGUGGGAAGACUACUCAAAUUCCACAAUUCAUUCUUGAUUCUUAUAUUAAGAAGAAACUUAAUUGCAAUAUAAUAGUAACACAACCAAGACGAAUUGCCGCAAUAAGCAUUGCCAAAAGAGUAAGCGAGGAAGGAGGUUGGCGUCUUGGUAGCCUUGUGGGCUACCAUGUGGGUAUGCGAAGGGAAAGCUCCAAGGAAACCCGUUUAACUUACUGCACCACCGAAAUUCUUCUGCAACAUUUGAUUAACUUAAAGCACAUGCUGGAUUACACGCACAUUAUAUUAGACGAAAUUCACGAACGUGAUCAACAUUUAGAUUUUCUUUUAUUAGUCAUUAAAAGAUUGUUACAAACAAAUUCUGGACAAGUUAAAAUUAUUCUCAUGUCGGCAACGAUCAGUGUAACAAAAUUUGCGAGAUAUUUCUCUAUGAAAGUAGAAAAUGAGUUAGUUCCAGCGCCAAUUAUCAAGAUUCCUGAGAGAAGAAAUUUUGACAUUCGUACAUAUUAUUUAGAUGAGAUAAAUAAUCUAGGACCCAUACCAGAAGUCUCUGUUGCGGAACCAAAGAUCACUUCAAGCAUGUACAAUUUUUGUUCGCUUAUCAUCGAUGCCUUAGAUGAAAUUGACAUAAAUGAUGAAGAAACAUUCGCCUCAGAUUCGCCUCAGAGACAUGCCGUUCUUAUAUUUUUACCCGGAAUUUAUGAAAUUGAAGAAUUAUAUAAUUACUUGUCAUCAAUUUACCAUCAAAAUAAAUUAUGGGACAUAGCAAUCUUGCAUUCAUUGAUUUCUGAUGACAAUGAGCAGCGUCGCAUCUUUCAAAAACCUCCGGAAGGUUACAGACGCAUUAUACUUUCCACAAAUAUUGCUGAAAGUAGCAUUACUGUGCCAGAUGUAAAAUAUGUGAUAGACUUUUGCCUCACAAAACUGCUCAUAUUUGAUCCUGUAACUCAUUAUCAAAGUUUACAACUUUGUUGGGCGAGCAAGACAAAUUGCAUUCAACGAGCUGGUCGCACAGGUCGUGUAAUGGAUGGGAGAGUAUAUAGAUUAGUGCCAAAAUUAUUUUAUCUCAAUAUUUUGGACAACUACAGUACACCAGAAAUACUUCGCGCCCCGCUCGCCAAUGUCGUUCUUCGUGCCAAAGUCCUUGAUCUCGACGAGCCACGUGUCCUUCUUUCACAUGCUCUUGAUCCACCGACUCUCUCUAAUUUGGCAAAUACCAUUUUGAGCCUGAAAGAGGUCGGAGCCUUAAUAGAUGAAAACAAUUCUUAUCACAUGUUUGAUGGAAAAUUAACUGAUCUCGGGAAUAUAAUGGCACGUCUUCCGCUCGACAUACGUAUUUCAAAAUUAAUUAUGUUGGGCCACGUUUUUGGCGUUUUACGAGACGCUAUUAUUUUGGGAGCCAGUAUGGCCGUUAAGAGUGUCUUCCGUAUAGAGCAAGGCCAUGCUACAAUGUCUUGUUAUAUGACUCGUAAAAAAUGGGCCCGCGAAUCUGAUAGCGACUGCAUUGCCACUUUAAAUGUUUAUAGGAUGUGGCAGAAUGAAAAAGCAAAUCGUCGAUUAAACACUUAUCAAGCUGAAAAACAAUGGGCUCAGAGAAACGGAUUCAACCCAAAAGCUUUGCGUGAAUUGGAUGCUCUGGUGAACGAAAUUACUAAUAGAUUAGAAAAAUUGAAAAUUAAAGAAAGUACAGGAAUAAAUAAAGUUAUCUGGCAAGGUGCAGAUCGCGAUUUCGUGCUUCAAGUUGUUCUUGCUGGAGCUUUCUAUCCUAAUUAUUUUGUUAAACGUUUGCAAAAUCGAGAAAUUUAUAAAGACAAUGUUGCAACGCUUUUGGGCAUUUUAGAUCCCAUGAAGACAAUUUUUUUAAGAGGUUGGAUAAUAAAUCAGCCUGGAUAUUUAUACGCUAAGAAACUGCAAGAGAUUUUUUCCAAACAUUUAGGGAUUCCGCAAAAACAGAUAACAAUAUCCUUUGAUGGAUCACAACGUGUUUACGUCCAAUUUCGUGAAAAGGAAAUGACCGUUGAUGACAGCCUUCAAAAAGUAUCAGAGUUUGUUUAUCAGGCUAUUAAGAUGAGGCAAAACAAUAUACCGAUUGAAAUAAAGUUGUUGAAUGUAAAAGAAGCACAUAAGAGGGCGAAACAAUAUGAUCCCUCUAAAUUCGAACGGUCUCUUUUCUUUCGUAAAGGUUUAAAAGAAACAGAAAAUGAUGUUCCUAAAAUUAGACCAAAAUUGCCAGGACUUGAUGUAACUUCUAUACCUCUGUUUAUGCAAAAUAUUAUUAGCCCUGGAUAUUUCUGGGUAACUCUCGAUAACGAUAUUACUCAUAAUGAAUUACAAUUUAUAAAAAGAAAUCUCAAUGAACUUGAUUCUUUGGAAAAAUUUCUUUUUACGCCAAAAGCUUCAACCAUAAUCGCAGCUCCUAUAGAAGAAAAUAACUCUUUGUGUUACCAUCGUGCCAUAAUUAAAGAAUUUGUCUCAGAAGUUGGAGAACUGGUCGACAUUUUCUUUAUCGAUUGCGGUUAUUUCUCUAGAGUACGAUUUAGCGAUCUAAGAAGAAUUAAAAACACUGUAAUCUUGGAAAUUCCUCCUUUAGCAUUUUGUUGUAAUUUGGCUUUUGUGCAACCUUCAAUUCAAAGUAAUCUUUACGGUCAAUGGUCGGAAAAAUCGAAAAAUUAUUUUGAAGCACAAAUCAAGGAAAGCAAAAAGAUGUUUGGAAAAAUUUAUUCAAUUGUUGAUAGCAUUAUUAAUUUAGAAUUAAUUGUUGUUAAUGAGAAAGGAAAAUUUAAUAUUAAUAAAUGUUUGAUUGAAAAAGAAUAUGCUGUGGAAAGGGAAGAAAAAUAUUUAUCAAAGCAUAAUCAUGAAUUAAGAGCAAAUGUUUGUAAUAUUAACACGAUGUCAGUUGAAGAGAAACAGUUUUAUGAAGAGGAACAAUAUGACAAAUAUCAUUUAUUAGAAUAUCCUAAUCCACCUAAAGAAGAAGAUUGCGUGUUUAAGACAAAACUCCAAGGCCCAUAUUCUCCCUUGGAAAUGGAGUUGAGUCAGUUAAAUUUAAAUGAAAAAAUGACAAAGAUAAAUAUAGAUGCGAAUUCCGUCAAUUCCGUUCUUUUGGAUAACGAUAUCAACCAAUCGAGACGUCUUUUAGUCGCUCAGAGCACUAAUCAGACCAGUAAAAAUUCUUUAGUACUAAGAAAUACCACUCUUUUGCCGAAUAUUCCCGGACUCGCAGCAUUGCUUGCACUGAGUUUUGCACCGCGUAUGGAGUUGAGAUGCAAUUCUCACAGGACUUAUUACACAGGGGCUUUAUGUGGUUUGGGCCCGAUGAAUGAUCGUAAUGAUCGGGCUAUAUUUCCCGAUCAUGAUUUGGAAAUUCAAUUUGACAUAAAAAUUACAAUGAAUGAUAUAAAAGAGAUAAAUAAAUUGCGCUACUGGAUGAAUAUCGGGAUGCGAUUUGAUAAUGCCAAUGAUGAGGAUAUUAUAUGUUGUCAAAACGAAAUCAAACACAUUUUGCUCGAGCUAAGAGAUAAACAAAGAACGCCACUAAAUCUAGAGGACGACGAGAUCAAUAGUUUUAAUAAUAAAUGGAAUCAUUACAAAAAACAUUUAUUGCCAUCCGUUCGAGAAACUACGAGUGAAUGUGACAUAUAUCCGUUACAUAAGGCGUUGGAACUACACGAAAUAAAUGAACAGACGGAGGAGAUGCUGAGGCAUCUUUCGCAAUUACAACAGCUUGCCUUGAAAGAUAUACGCAUGGAGAGAAACGUGAAGGCUUUUUGUAAAUUAUGUGAAACGGAAACUUUUGGUCUACUGGAAUUGCGUGGUCAUCUUUAUUCAGAGAAACAUAUAAAGAAAGAGAGACAAUCGGAGCUUCAUUUAAAACUGGUUCAAGUGUUAAUGAGACAUGGAGAACGGACGCCGUUACUUAAAGAAAUGUAUCCCAAGGACCCGUAUAAUGUAUCGAUUUAUGAGCCAUGGGGUCUUAGCCAAUUAACUAAUCAAGGAAAGCUGACGGAAUAUCGAAUUGGCACAAUGUUGAGGCAACGUUACGACAAAUUUCUGGGAUCGAUCUAUCAUCCGCAAGAUAUCUACGCUGUCAGCACGGAUAUUGAUCGCACGAAAAUGUCUUUGCAAUUGAUGUUAGCGGGAUUGUAUCCUCCAGACACAACACAAUUGUGGAAUCCGGAUUUACCGUGGCUCGCCAUUCCCACGCAUUAUACGCCUGAAAAAGUAGACAUAUUGUUCAAAUCUUACAAAUGCCCAGUAUACAAAGCAGCUCUAGCAGAAACGAAGAAGAUGGAAGAGGUCCGGAAUAAAACCGUAUUUUACGAAGACUUUUAUAAAUUUUUGAGCGAAAAAACCGAAUCAACCAUCGAAGAGUUGCUAAAUCUUUACAAUUUGUUAACAGCACAAAAAAAUAUGAAUCUUACUCUACCGGAGUGGUGCACCGAUGAUGUCUAUCAACGGAUAAAAGAUGUAGUCAUGUUAGAAUACGACAUCCUCUCAUACACGACUCAGCUGAAGCGAUUGAAUGGUGGUGCGUUGAUUAAGAAGUUCAUCAACAACAUUAAUAAACAAUCAAGUCGUAAGAUGUACGUGUACAGUGCCCACGAUACGAAUAUCGCGGCGUUCGCCAAGGCUCAGAAUAUCAGCGAACCGAAAAUACCAGAUUAUGGAUCCACAUUCCUAUUUGAAAAGCUGCAAGAUGAUUCCGGCAAGCUUUUUGUCAGGAUUUUUUUCUGGACGGGCAUUACGGAAAAGUUGUUGCCUAUCAAGCUGACAGAUUGCGACGAAACUUGCCCUCUAGAAACAUAUUUAAAACUUGUACAGGAUGUGAUACCUUCGGAGAUUGAGAUGAAUUGCCUUUGGGACAAAAUAACCAGAGAAGAACUGUUGAAGAUGUUUGAUGAAAAGCUCUAUUUCAAUUAAUAAAAUUUUAUACGGAUUAAAUAUUGUGUGAUAAAAUAAAAAUGCAUUCUUUUAUAUAUUAUAAUAAAUAUUUUUGUAUAGAAAGUGAAAAUUUUGGAGAUAAUUAAAAGAAGCAAUAUAUUUUAUUAAAUUAUAUUAA
Molecule: messenger RNA, 5770 nt
Organism: Solenopsis invicta (red fire ant)
Lineage: Eukaryota; Metazoa; Arthropoda; Insecta; Hymenoptera; Formicidae
Product: probable ATP-dependent RNA helicase spindle-E
Exons: 19
Coding region: 379-5631 (1750 amino acids)
Cellular component (GO): intracellular anatomical structure
Molecular function (GO): RNA binding; ATP binding
Source: RefSeq, a predicted model, not a curated record